This is a messenger RNA of Hydra vulgaris (swiftwater hydra), 994 nucleotides long. RefSeq lists its product as uncharacterized. NCBI's taxonomy places the organism in Eukaryota, Metazoa, Cnidaria, Hydrozoa, Anthoathecata, Hydridae. The record is from RefSeq and is a predicted model, not a curated record.
UGCUUUUUCAUUUAGAAAACUAAACUUUAGUAAUAUGCUAUUUAAAAUUUUGUAGUAUGCAAUUCAAAAUGAUUAAUUGGAUAAUUGGUCAAAUGUGCUACGAAACUGCUGUUGUGUGUUUUAUUACGCGACUUCCAUGUAUUCACUAUGCUAACUUCAAUAUUGUCUCAAAUUGGUAUUUUAAAGGAGACGUUUUUAAAAAGUGGUUUUCAAUAUCAAAAGAAGAAUGUGGAACAGUUUGUGUGACAAAUUCUUUAUGUGUUGUAGCUAAUUAUAAUGCAGACGAAAAUUUAUGCGAAAUAAUUUCAAAAACACAACUGCAAGAGCAAAGACAAGGAUGGUAUUUACUGAUGACAAACACAACAAGCGAUAUAAAUAUUGGUCCGUUGUGUGAGCAAAGUAAUCUAUGCAUGAGUAACGAGUGGUGCAGAGAUGUUUGUGGUCAAAAUAAUCUUCAUACCUUCAAUUGCCUGAAUAUCAAAAACGUAGCCAAGCGGAGCAAAGUAUUUCAAUCUUCGACUUAUAGUUAUACUAAUCGUCCUGAAAUGGCGAUUGACGGCGAUUUACAAACGGCAUCUUGCACACAAAUGGAUCCUAUAAACUGGUUUAAAUUAGAUAUGCUAUAUGUAUAUAAACUUGUCAAAAUCAAAAUCAUUAAUAGACUAGUUUAUCCUGAACGACUUGCUGGUUAUAAAUUGAUGUCAAGUACAAACGAUGAAAAUUAUGAACAUAUAGUAACAUUAAGUAGAGACUGGCAGCAAACUUAUAACUGUUCGAAUAGUGCUCGCUUUAUUAUGGUUUCCAAAGUUCCUGAUAAUAACCAAUAUCUUAACAUUGCCGAGAUUGAGGUCUGGGUAUAAAUUAAAGAUUACUUGAGAUGCAAAUUUAAAACUGUUUUAGACUAAUGAUGUUUAACUAAUGAUGUUUAAAAUAUUCAAGCUUGAAAUUAUGACCAAAUUGAACACUAAAAAGUAUAUUAAUAAAAUAUAAAAAA